Paramuricea clavata is the source of this 4637-nucleotide messenger RNA. NCBI's taxonomy places the organism in Eukaryota, Metazoa, Cnidaria, Anthozoa, Malacalcyonacea, Plexauridae. The record is from the annotation of a GenBank genome assembly.
AUGGAAAGAGGAAGUAAAGUUAACGAUAAUGUUUUGCUUACUUUUGUGAUUCGUUCCCAGUCACCAGGUGAAUAAUCUGCAAACGAGGUGGAAAUGGGAAAAAAGAAUUAUUGGAAACAUUGUAAUAAAAUUCCAUAGCUAGAGCUGUAAUAGAAGACCUAAGAUAUUUAGCUGCGAUGAAUUUUGUAGGUUUCCUAAUAACUCACACUUUUUUUUCACUUUCACUUCCGAGAAAUUUGUGAGUAAAUUCUUGAUCAACAAACUGAGAAGAGUUUCCACUUGUUUGUGGCAGUAUGAUUCGAAAAGUAAAUUGUUAUGAUCCAUUGGUCCAUGAAGACGUUGCCAGAGAUGUGGACGUGACCGAGGUCAAAGUUGCAUUGAGAUGCUACAUCAACUGAAGCAAACUUUCCUGCCAAUCUUUUCUCACUUUAUCAUAAAAGCUUUACUUGUAGCUUGGGUUCCCAUAUGUUGGCCAACAUUAAGGUGCAACUCUAGCUUGGAGAACAAUGCAAAAGCUUGGGUACAUUCUGAUACAGAACACUCGAAAAGUGAUUUGCUCGCAGUUGGUUGUUUCUUUCGUUCUGGAUUCAAAUCUCUUUCUUUGACCAAGGAAAACUAAUGCGCUACAUCAUUAGCCUCCGCUUGAAGCAUAGUUGGACCCUGAUGCCUCACAUACAGCGCUUUAUACAGAAAAAGCUUUCCUGGACCAAUACCGUAAGCUUUCCAUGCCUGAAUUCCUGAACUUUCAAAAUGGAAAUUAUGUAACACACAAAAUUGUCAAGUUUGUUCACUUCAUGACCUUCCCUUGACUUGUCAACAACGUUUACUGAGGCCAACAUCCCACUUACAGGGUGUUGCUUCAAAUGUUCUUUCAUGUCUGAUGCUGUCAAAAUAUCCUGACCCUCAGAACAGUGUUCGCGAAUGGACACCUUUAGUGGGCAAAGAAUCCUGUUGCAUAUAUCCUUUCCACUUUGGGGCUCGGAAAAGUCAUAGUUUUUAACAGUUAUUCCAAAUCUCUCCCAAUAUCUCUCACUGCAGCAACCAACAAGUUAUUGUGAUAACACCCUGCCUCAUCAUUGGUCGAAUAAGUGCAUGUAUGUGGUGACUUGCAAUUUCUUAGUUAACUCAUCCCGUGAAACAAUACUACUAACAUGCCAGCUAAGUCCUUUUUUCCAUACCAAUCACUUUGCUUUUCACAGUAGCGCAACUGUAGAAACUUCAUCGCGCAAUCCAUUAUGACCAACCAUGAACUGGAGUCAAGCUUUGCAAGGACACCUUGUUUAGCGUGUUCUUGAUUUGUUGUCCGCAUGAAAUGUGCUUUCCACUGUUUCAUAGCUUUUACAGCUUGCUCAAAAUCAUAUACGAUGUCUUCUUGUUGCUCCUUACUGUAAAACGCGAGGCCUUCAUGUUUGAAUAGCUUGCUCUAUUUUGUUGAUGCAUGUAGAAAUGUUAUCACAUUGGUUACAAUGUGUUGUAUGUUCAUGUGUGCAAGUUUCCUUCAAGUCUGCAAUUUUGGAUCACUAAGCCUGAACUUCAAGCAAUGAUCAGGACAAGGGCUCUCAGAUUCUUGGCAAUGAUUACGGUAUUGUGUUUUUAAAUAAUGUUUGCCAUCUAGGAGAGACUUCUUUAUAGCUUUUGACGAAUUAUUAUCUUGCUCUAGUUCCUGUAGAUCAUCCACAAUAAAACAUGUUUCUCAAAACCAGCUGAGCCAUCCGCUGCUGUGUUGUCGACACCACACAGCGACUUUUGCUGGGAGGCUUCUCUUACUUGGAGGAUCCGAAACAAUGUCGCGCGACUCAGUGGCUCUACAUUCUCUUCUUAUAAUAAUAAAUAAUAAUUUUAAUAACAACACAAAACGCUCACUGAGUUUCCAGCGAUAUACAUACCCUUUUCUAGAUAUAUACCUAAUAAUAAUAAACGAACGAACGAAUGUAUUCCUUCCACUCGUGAGCUCAUUUACCAUUGUCACAUAUGGUAAAUGUCCAGGCCUUGUGACCCUGGAUGGGCACUUAAAAGGAAAGAAUACACACACACAAAGAUUUAUUCAACCAUUAAAAGAACGAUUGAACAACUGCGCAUGAACGAACGUUCAAAGUGAAUGCCCCUUCUUGGGUAUGUAUAUUGCUGGAAACUCAGUGAGCGUUUUGUGUUGUUAUUUUAUUUCCUGAGUACGGGUCUUCGACCAAUUUCAUAUUGUUAAUAAUUUUAAUAUUUAUAUAGCGCAAAAUAACAUUGAUAUAUGAUGCGCUUCACAAAUUUCCUAUAAAUAUAACAAAUGUUUCUAUGCUAAAUAUACUAAAAUAUUAAAAAUGUAAACAAGAAUAAGACAAUCGUUCAAUUUAAGAAUUAGCAUAUGCUUCUCUAAACAAAUGAGUUUUAAGCAUAGACAGAUUUUCUGAAACACUCUGAAACUAAUCGCUGCUCGCUUGCAUUUACUGGUUUAUUGGAGCAAUUGUAAAGUUUUGAAACUCUAUUAUCUUCCCUGAAUAGAGUUUGCAGUGCCUUGUCAUGCGAAUAGCUUGCACGUAAGGAACGUUUGAAAUUUUUACAAAUGCUAUAUUUUUAGUUUUUAAUUCUUUUAGGAAAUAGACUUGCCUAGAUUUAAUCUUUACAGCCCAAAUAUUAUUUUGAUCAGAGUUGCAUGAGUCGCCUGAAAUAACCCUUGCCGCUCGGUUUUGAAGUCUAAUAAAAAUGCAGUUCAAUUAAAGCUUGAUAGUGAUGGGUAAGAGUUCCAAUUAAAACAAAUGGUUUAAUUUGGCGUAACAUGCCAAUGCCUUUUGAAACUUUUUUACUUAUGUUCUCAAUUUGCUUGUCCCAGCAUAAAUUUUCAUCAAUUAUAAUGCCCCAAGUUUUCUGUGAGUUUACUUGUUUAAUUACUUUGCCAUCAAUGGACACAGUGAUAUCUUGCAAAAAUCUACUCAAUCUUUUGUGAGUUCCAAUGACCAUAUACUCUGUUUUUUCUAUGUUUAAUGUUAAUUUGUCUGAGACGAGCCAUUGAUGAAUAUUGCUCAUUUCAUGAUUGAGUUUUUUUCCAAAUUAUUAAGACCAUCUGAACCAACAGUUAUAUUUGUGUCAUCAGCAUACAUUGCGGCAUGUGAAUUUUCCAAACAGUUUGGAAGAUCAUUGACAUAUAUCAAAAAUAAAAGAGGGCCAAGGUUUGACCCCUGUGGAACCCCGCAAUUUAACUUCCGAGGGGUGAUGUUGCUCUAUUUACCUUACAGUAUUGUUCCCUGUUAAACAAAUAUGAUUUAAACCAUUCUAGUGCCAUGUCUUGUAUCCCGUAAUUAGAUAAGUUUUUUAUAAGGAUAGCAUCAUCGACUGUUUUGAAUGCUUUGCAUAAAUCAAGAAAAAGCACCUUGUUUAUCCUACCAGCAUCCAUAUUCAGUAGCCACGAAUCAGUAUUUUCUAAAAGAGCAGAUGUGCUGGAAUGAGCUUUGCGAAAACCAGACUGACAUGAACUUAAAAUCGUCUUUUCUUCCAGAAAUAGAUUGAGUUGCUCACAGACAAGUUUCUCAAAUAAUUUUGCAAUAACUGAAAGAACAGAAAUAGGCCGAUAGUUACCCCACGCUUUCUUAUUUCCAGACUUCUAUAUUGGCGAAAUCCUUGCCGUUUUAAGAUGGUCUGGGAAAAUGCAAUUAUUUAGAGAAGUAUUGAAAAUAAGUGGCAAAAAGGGGGCCACUACGUCUUUUGAAUCUCUUAAAACUUAACCGAUUAUUUGCAUAGAAAAUUUAAAAAACUUAGAACUAAAGUUAAAAAUCUCUUGAAAGAGAGUCGUGAAAGAUACUUCUCCAACCUCAGCCAGAGUUUGUAUCAAAACCCGAAACGCUUUUGGAAUCUGUUUAAAGUAAAAUCCAAAACCAGUACUAUCCCACAAUCUGUAUCAUGGACAAUAGGAAACGACACAAAAAUCACCAACAACCUGACGACUAUCGCUAAUAUGUUCAAUAACUACUUCUUCAGUAUUCACUCCACAAGAAGAUCUUCAAUCUAACGCUACUACGACAGAUAUAAAUGACACUAUUUCUUCUGGUUCACCUACGCAGUCAAUAGAUCAAUUAUCAGUGACGGAAAGUGAUGUUCUGAGAACUCUAAAAUCUCUUGACCCAGAUAAAGCAUUAGGACCAGAUGAAAUCCCUGGUAGAAUUCUGAAAGUAACAGCCAAUCAAAUUGCUCCAUCGCUCACUCGCCUGUUUAACAAAUCUCUCCAAGUUGGGGUAGUACCCGAUGAGUGGAAGCUUGCAAAUGUCGUUCCAGUAUUUAAAAAAGGAGAAAAGGAUCGUGUAGAAAACUACAGACCUAUUUCUCUUUUAUGUAUAGUAUCGAAAUUGUUGGAACGAUGCAUAUUAAACCACCUUAGAUUCUAUCUACAGAACAUAAUAAAUCACUGUCAGCAUGGUUUUACUCCCAGGAAAUCCUGCACUACUCAACUCAUCCAAGUUAUAGAUACAAUUGGUAAACUUCUUGAUCAAAGAGAGCAGAUAGAUGUCGUUUAUCUUGAUAUGUCCAAGGCAUUCGAUAAACUGAAUCACACGAAGAUGAUCGAUAAACUCUGCAGUUUUGGAUUCAACUGUGGCUUGCUUUCUUGGUUCCAGUCCUAUCUUUGCCAUCGUCGACAAAAGGCUCUCACAACAAGAUGA